AAGCAUCAACAAGUGGGAGGAGGCGACGACGGGGAAGGGAUCCAAAGAAUCGCCCCUGGAGUAAAUCUCUGGCAAUCUGAUUAGUGUGUGACACACUCACUACAACUUCAACUGUGGACACAACAACAAAAGCGACUCCCGUUGUUGAGCGAAGGAGCCAGGACAGAACGCUAGGAUGCUUCUCCCCCUUCCUGACGCGUCCCUGCUGGAGUGUUUGAGGCCCCAGUGAGGAUGGAGAUGAUGGCGCCUCCACCCUCUCUAUCCUCCCUCCUGCUGCUCCUCUCCCUGCUCCUGCGGCCCUCCUCCUGCGCUCCGGGCUCAGACUUACACGACUUCUCCGCCGCGCACCCGCGCUUCGUGUGCACCCCUAUUCCGAUCAACGCGGACCCCUCCUGCUUCCCCGCGGGGGAUGUGGGCGGGGGAGCCCAUCAAAGCCCGCCCCCUUCCGCGGGAUGGUGGGGAGCCAGCGAGGAGGCCAAAGCCACCAUCCUCCACCUCAGGGAGAGUCUGGUUCGCCAGAAGGAGACCAUCCUGGACCAGAGGGAGACCAUCAGGGAGCUGACGGCCAAGCUGGCCUUGUGCGAGGGCUUCGGGGGGGCUUCUCUCGAGGAACACUCCUCGGAUCACGCCUACCACGACUACGGUCACCUCGUGCCCGACUCGCCGUCGCCGCACGCGCCCUCGGAUGGAGCCCGGCACCAGGAGAAGGAAGCCAAACAGGAGGCCUCGGCGGACGGGACGUCCUCGCCGGAGCAGAUGGAGAGGAUGCUGCAGGCGCUCAAGGACAGGCUGGCCAACCUGCAGAAGAGGAACUCGUCGCUCACCUCCUCCAGCUCUCUCAGGCAGCUCCUUCAGAGGAAGAUCCACGCUUUGGAGGAGCAGCUGCACCAGAGUACCGCCGUCGCCCUCGGCGACCUCAACGACCUCGGCGACCUCGGCGACCAGGACAUCCACCACCGUGCAGACAACCAUCAUGCCGACGACCACGGUGUCGGAAGCAACCACACCGGAGAAGACUUUGACCAGCACAGCGACGGCCGCCAUGAUGGAGACGAUGAAGAUUCUGAUGAUGGUCACCAUGGCAACGAAGCAGACAGUCACGCUUACAUGGCGCACACAGGAUACAGGGAAGCAUCGCCGCACAACAAACUGGACAACAUGCUCCACCAGCUUCACCUGGCAGCAGUUCCAAAGAGCGCGGAGGCCUUCCAGAUCAGCUUCCCCAUGAGGACCAACCACAUGUACGGACGCGUGAAGAGGACGCUCCUGCAGGAGAUCUUCGCUCUGACCUUGUGUCUGUGGAUCAAGACGGGCGUCGGGCCCGCAAUGGGGACGCCCUUUUCCUACUCUGCGCCAGGACAGCCCAACGAACUGUUGCUGAUCGAGUGGGGGGGGAACCCCAUAGAGCUGCUGAUCGAUGACAAGGCGGUGUCUCUGCCGCUGUCCCUCAGUGACGCCAAGUGGCACCACGUGUGCGUGACCUGGUCCACGCGGGAUGGACACUGGGAGGCCUACCAAGACGGGGUCCAGCGGGGGUCCGGGAUCAACCUGGCACCUUGGCAUGCCAUCAAAUCCGGAGGGGUGUUCAUCCUGGGACAGGAACAGGACACCCUGGGAGGUCGCUUCGACGCCACCCAGUCCUUCGUGGGAGAGAUGGCGGACGUGCAGAUGUGGUCUCACGUGCUGAGCGGCGCCGACAUCCACGACCUGGCUUCGUGCGGCGGCCACCAGGCAGGCGACGUCAUCUCCUGGUCCGAGUCGGAGGUGGAGCUCCACGGAGGCGUGGUCAGGCGCCCGCAGGAGCCCUGUCACUCAAAGACUUGACGGCUGUUUGGAGGGAAGACCAUGCCUCCAAAUCAGAAAGGAUGCCUUUGCUUUCAAGUAGGAGUGCUCUCAUUGGACAAUAUUAGAGUAGGCGUGUUUUCUUAACAUUUGUACGGAUUUCUACUGAAUAAAUACAGCUAAAUGACCAAAGACACUACAGACGUUUUGUUAGACUUUACAUGUUUGUUUAGUCCUGUAGGCUUUAUUCGGACAUGUACAGGUUUUGUGCUGUUACAUUUUUCGGACCAGAAAUCCUAGCCGUGUUUGUAGCCCAUUUUCAACUCAUUGGCGCCUCGGUUAAUGUCCGCCCCGGUUAUAUUAUAAAUAUUCUUACGAUAUUACAGCAACAUUGUGAUAAAAAUGCAACGUUGCCAUGAAGCGUCGCCUUAUUCACAUCGCUUCAUUCGCCAAGGAAAAAAAGGCGCCAAGAUGACCAAUUUCAAAUCCUCUCCCGAAUGUGGCGCUAAUUGAAAACUGAUUUCCUAGUGUGAGAGGGGGGCGUUUGCGCAAUUCUGCCUCGGUUCGCAUGCAUUUUCCGGUUAGCGUACAAUAGGGCACUUUCUGGUCGUGUUAUUAAGACAUUGUGUGAGUCCAACAGCGUGUAGGUGUGUAUACAGUACCACAAAACGUCCUUCCUUGUUAGCAUCCAAUUUCCUCGCUAAACAAAAUGGCAACCGGAAGCACACGUCGUGUCGCUCGUCUAUGAUGUAAUCAGCGGGUGACUCAAAAAUAAAAUGAAAAAAACAGAAAUAGGGGAAGAAAUGAAUGACGCAAAUCGGACAGCUCCUAUAUGUGUAAUUAUGUCGAGCGUUAAAAGUAAUUUAGUAAUUACAAUAACAAACAUUAAACGUCAGCUAGCUAAGGCUACCCAUUGUAAAUGAAUGCAAGUCUAUGUACUUCGUUUCUUAAAGCGCCUUUUGACAAAUAAAUUUAAGUCAAUUCCUCUCGUUUAUACAUCUCCACACGCACUAACAGUCAGGCACAAAAAACAAUCUACAAUUGUCCAAAAGCCAAAUCAUUGUUUUAAUAUUCGUUUACAUUGCCUUGACCCACCCAAUAUGGCGGCGACGUCGACGUACGGCUCUGUGCUAGAUGAGGAGUCUGUUUAUGUUUAUGGUUUUUACCGCCACCUAGUGGUUAUGUAAAAGAAAAUGGGGUAAAGUAGUUUUAUAACAGCAUGUAAAUAGAAAUUGUGUGACGUUCUUUCCAUUUUUGUGUGAUUUAAGUGCAUGAACGAACAGUCAAAUAAUCAGCUUUUGUUUUUUAUUGUUACACAGUAGUUUACUGGCACCGAUGUGUUUUGUGGUUUUCACCGUUUUGCUACAUUUACAGAUGAUCUUGUACCCAUGGUCACCUGACAGUAAAUAAAUAAAUAGAAAAUAAACACUUGUCUUCUGUGAAAGAGGUGGCUCAGUCA
Messenger RNA from Doryrhamphus excisus (bluestripe pipefish), 3241 nucleotides. RefSeq names its product neuronal pentraxin-2. Lineage: Eukaryota; Metazoa; Chordata; Actinopteri; Syngnathiformes; Syngnathidae. The record is from RefSeq and is a predicted model, not a curated record.